UUUCUUGGCUACAUGAUGUGAGGUGGUUGAUCACUUGUCGACGUAGAUACUUAAUGUCGGUGGCGCUCGCAGAUUCCCCAGCUACGUUGGCUGUGGCGCUCUGCGCGCUGGCGCUUGCCCCGACAGCCAUGUCGCUCGUCGUGGCAGCACACUACAAGCUCACUGCCGAGACACCCAGGCUCGUGUACAAGUCCACAGCCAAGAACGAGCAUUUACUAAACCAGUGCGAACAUCUCGUCAGGAAGAAAUUCUAUCCGCUGUGGUAUCUCUGCAACGGCCACUUGCAGACUCUGCAGUUGUCGUGGGCCAACGAGAUGGAGCCCACACCUGCCAUCCCCUACGAACGGCAGCUUCUGGAUAUGCCCGACAGCGGCGUGGUGUCGUUAGAUUGGGCAUUGUUAUCAUCAAGCGAACAGGACAACCAGGCCGCGCUGGAUCGGCGUAUCGACCCUAACAAGAAAACUGCACUAGUUCUACCAGGCUUAACCGGCGGCAGCGGCGAACAUUACAUUCGCACUGCUGUUGAAAGGCUGAAUAGUCUGGGCUGGCAGUGUGUGGUCCUCAACUCGCGUGGGUGUCAGGACACUCCGCUCCGAACGCCUCACCUAUUCUGUAUUGCGUACACUGGUGACCUCCGCUUUGUGGCGCAAUACCUUACAGACAAGUUCAAUUUCGAAGCGUUAAUCGGAUUGGGAUUCUCGAUGGGAUCGAAUGUGCUGGUGAAAUAUCUGGGUGAGGAUGGUAAUCAGGCUCGAUUAACCGCAGGGAUCUCGGUUGGAAACCCUUUCGACAUGGUUAAGUGCUCCAAGAACAUUGAGGGACCUCUAAUCAAUCGACUCACGUACAGUCGAGUAUUGAGUGCAGGGCUGAGCGAUCUCUUCUUUAACCGUAGCAACGCUCACGAGGUAUUUCGCGAUUUUCCGGGCCUCGAUCUGGAGGCAUUAAGAAAUGUUAAGAAGGUGUCGGAGUUUGAUGAGCUGUUCACGAUCAAGCACUUCAACUAUAAGAGCGUGGACGAGUUCUAUCAGGACGGAUCGUGUAUUACUCGGUUGGCCAAGGUUACGGUGCCAUUGCUGUGUCUGAAUGCUGAAGACGACCCCAUUAGCGUGGCUACCUCAUUGCCGACGAAAGAGAUGGUGGAGGCCAAUGAAAACAUCAUUUUGUGCACUACGAAGAGCGGUGGCCACCUCGCCUUCUACGAAGGAGAUUAUGAUGACGACAACGCUGUCAUGAAGCAGAAACUCAAUCGAAAACUACGCCCAUGGUCCGUCAAAGUCAUCGGCGAGUUCGCCCAGAGCGUUCUGCUAGUGCAAUAGACCUGCUAUCAACACUGCGGUGUUAGCAGUUUUGAUUUGCAAUUUUCCCCGUCGUAAUUAUGCCUCAAUAAUUGUGAAAAAUAUAAAACAAUUAUUGAAUGACGAGCUUAAAGAUGAAAUACCAAAUUAACAAAUUAUAUCAGCC
Messenger RNA from Phytophthora nicotianae INRA-310, 1461 nucleotides. RefSeq lists its product as hypothetical. Lineage: Eukaryota; Oomycota; Peronosporomycetes; Peronosporales; Peronosporaceae. Gene Ontology annotation, molecular function: monoacylglycerol lipase activity; short-chain carboxylesterase activity. The record is from RefSeq and is a predicted model, not a curated record. The transcript has a single exon. Bases 54 to 1316 code for a protein of 420 amino acids.